AAAAAAAAACCCCAAAGAACAAGGAAUAAGAAAAGGGAAAAGAAAGGGAAGAAGAGAGAAGCAGCGAUGUCUGCAACGCAAGCGAUGAAGCGAAUCCCUCUAAUCAAAUUCCCUCAGAGGCAUCCCAAACCCUCUUCUGGUUCGUCUAAAUCUACAGAGCAAGUGGGGUUUUCUCCAUUUGGUUCAUCAUCAAAAGAGCAAACAUCAUCGUUGGCAGGCCGGGCUCCAAGUUAUAGAUUCAAAUCAGAUGUUCCUGCUGCACCUUCUAAUACAGCUGUAGGAGGGCAGGCAUCACUACUGCCAAAGCGAACCCCUGUAUCUGAGAAAGAGAUAGAAGCUAUUUUGCUGGGCGGUUGUUUCUAGUCUCGCUUCAAAUGAAGCCAAUUGUUUCUGGCUGACAAAUUGUGGAAUAAUAUUAUGCAGCUUGUUCACAUGGGAUUUAGACUGCCUAGAACAAAUACCACUACAUGACACAUUAUGAGUUUGAUUAUAUUUUUCAGGCCUAACAUAUCUUUAUGGAAGCCCCUUGGUUUUAUAUUUGAUUUCA
Molecule: messenger RNA, 547 nt
Organism: Dioscorea cayenensis subsp. rotundata (Guinea yam)
Lineage: Eukaryota; Viridiplantae; Streptophyta; Magnoliopsida; Dioscoreales; Dioscoreaceae
Exons: 4
Coding region: 67-363 (98 amino acids)
Source: RefSeq, a predicted model, not a curated record